Effrenium voratum is the source of this 1656-nucleotide messenger RNA. The record is from the annotation of a GenBank genome assembly. NCBI's taxonomy places the organism in Eukaryota, Dinophyceae, Suessiales, Symbiodiniaceae.
CAAGCCGCAUUUUGGGCGGCCCAAACCGUUCGCUUUCGGGGCGCGCCUAUUGACCUCCUUGGCGCAGCCGGUGCCGCCCAGGUUUCGACCUUGGCGGCAGGACCUGAGAGCGAACUCUUUCAGCCGUUACAGCGCUCUUCGCCCACCGUGCCUCCACUCACUACUCGUUCAAGACUAUGGAACUUACUACUGCGCUCAUUUGGACGCUCCGAAUCGUACUGCCAAUCAUACUCUUUUGCAUAUAUUUCAAGUUCCAGUCUUCAAAGGAAGAGCAGGCGUUUACGGGAAGUUCCACAAGCAACAAGAACAAGUACUCGCGUGGGCAGCUUCUGGCGUAUCGGAACGUGGAUGCCGCUGUACCAGAGCAGCUAGCGCAAGUGACGCUCAAGGACCAGACCCAGGCGCCUCACCUUUUUCAAGGAGGUGAAAAGGGCAAGGGCAAAGGAAAAAGGAGCCGCGAAAAGGAGGACAAAGGCGGCAAGGAGCCGCGGGAGCCGAAGGAGCCGCGGGAGCCCAGGGAGCCGAAGGAGUCGAGGAAGCCUCGAGAUGCUCCGGACAAAGCUCAGCGGAGUUCCAAACGCGAGAAGGAGAAGGAGGCUUCGGCCCCCGAGCCCAAGUCCGAGGCGAUGGCGGAUGGGCCCUCUGCACAGGGCGCAGCGCAGUUGAAGGAAUCCGAGGAGAAGAUGAACUUGGAGUCUUUCUUGAACUACGUCGCCUUUAGCAAGAAGGCACCAGCAGCCCAAGCCCCGAACAUCUCUGAGGCGAACGCAGAGAGGGCCAAUGCCGAGGCACAGAUGGUGUUGCGUGGGGGCAUGACUUUCAAGCGCGUGGACGUCGUGGUGGACGUUGCCAAGGACCUGUAUGAGCAGUUGAAAGCUGCCAAUGUGGAUAUCUCCUCAGCAACCUUCUCUCUGAUGAUUGAGGCAAGCGUGCUGGGCAAGGAUUUGAAGGCCUCUAGUGACUUCCUCAUGAAGAUGGAGGCUUCUGGCCACAGUCCAAGCAGUGACCUGCUCGACAAGGUUCUGGACCUCUACUCGAACCAGAAGACGCAGCGCGACCAAGCAAAGACUCGAGUUCCAAAGGACAGUGCAUUUGCGCCUGAGCUUGAGUCGGAGGUUGCAGGUGCAAGACAGAAGUUAAAAUCGGAUGCUCCGAUCUUUGUGCCCAGUUUUGGGAUUCCGCCGCCGCCACCGAAACCCAAACCGGUGGAAGAAGGGCAGCCGGCUGAUGCCCCUCAGGUGGAGUCCCGCACCAAGCUCACAUCCACUGCCAAGCCCUUUGAGCCGAGCGUGUGGAUGACGGAAGACGGAGUUGCACCACCGCCACCACCCCCACCUGCGGCGGAAAAGAACGGAGAGGAGGUUCAUGAAAAGAAGCAGUCCUGGUCAAGAAAUGCAAAUGUUUCUGUCAAGGGUAGAAAAGAAGAGGUCAAGAAGAUGUGGAAACCCAAGGAGCCUGUGGCCGCUUGACCAGAGGGUGCUUCGGAAAGUGUCACCUGUGCCCAGAGAUGGGACAGAAGCCAGAGAGGAAGAUUGGCCAACUGGACUGCGAAUCGGCUGUCGAAACUUCGGCUAAUGCCCAUCUCCAUGCUUAAGGGCACCUCGCCGCUCACAAGCGGUGCUGGCCAUGUACGUUGAAUUGCGCACCGGGAUUUCU